Messenger RNA from Caenorhabditis bovis, 1131 nucleotides. Lineage: Eukaryota; Metazoa; Nematoda; Chromadorea; Rhabditida; Rhabditidae. The record is from the annotation of a GenBank genome assembly.
AUGUUCAAGGAUUUCCGGAUGGGCGACGACGAGGCGAACGAGCAGCCUCAAUCCGAGCAGGUUCGCGAUAUACUGUUGUUGCCGAAGGCGACCAGCGAGGACGUCCAUGAAUCAGCCGCUGAUCAGAUCGCCAGCGUUGUCGACUUCAUUCACGUCAAGCUCGCCGAGUAUAUAGAAGUGAUCCAACAGAAUUGUCGGGCGGUUUUCGUGGUGAACUACGUUCAGAAUGGCUUCAUCGCCGCCGAAUUUUGCGGAGAAAUCGCGAAACUCCUAAACGUGCUCAAAGUCAAGAGCUAUUCGGCACUUUGCGAGACCCUAGAAUCACUUAAAAACGAUGAGGAGAUGAAGCCUUCUGUGGACGCGCUGAACGACUCGAUAAAAGCAUGGAAUUCGUUCUUGAAGGAAAUUGACGACGAUUUGGACAAAACCAUCGGGCCGUGCAAUAAUUCGACGACAGAGCCAACAGAUGAUGGAGUGUUCGGAUUGCAGAGCAAAACAAUAUCGUACUAUUUGAGAUGUAGCCCGUAUGAUUGCAUUCUGAUGGUUGUCGUCAGAUCGUUUAACAAAACGGAAGUGAACGAUUAUAUUCUGGAGUUGUACAAGAGAAUCGAUCAACUCCGAAAACUGGGAUGCGAUGUGUUCCUGCUCACCAAGGGGCCCCCAAUUGGAGCACGAGGUGGCGGAUACGUCAAGCUGAUAGGAGUGCCUUUUCGCAAGCUCUAUGAUGCCGAGGAAGCCGAGAAGGAAUUGAAGGCGCAUCGGAAGUCGGCGGAAAAGCACGCGAGUUGGGAGCCGCUUUGUCGGGUCGUCGAGAUGUCGCUGGUCGACGAGAAUCGGCCGGCGAGCUCGCAAGGGGCACCUGAUGAGCCGGUCGAUUUUAUUUCGCAGAAAGGCGGCACGGUUCUCGUCGCGAAAACCGGCGAAGUGCUGUUCAAGCAUAUUGAGGAUGAUAAGAAUGAAACGCUGCCCGACGUUGAGGAGAUUGUCAAAAUUGUCGAAACUUGUAAGAACAGCCGUCCGAAAUCGGCGCAGCCAAAAUCGUCGGCGAAUUUGGCAAAAGUCGAGUCGGAAAUUUCAGUGGCGAACGAGAAGAAGACGGAUGAGAAGAAGUCGUGUUGCGUGAUUUGCUAG